AUGGCUUCCACCUCCUUCAGAGAAAGCAUGAACAAUCUAGGAUGGGCUCGCCGCGAGCAACCCGCCAACACAAGCAGAGAGAGUUCAAUAUUCGGCACACUGCAAAAGCUGAACCCAUUCGGCAGCGAUGGAUUCGUAAGGCUGCCCACACAUGAAGGCGAGGCACCUGGGGCACCACUUCCUGCGCGGUCACGGCGUGAGGAAGAAGAAGGGUGGUUUGCGCUCAGUCGAUGGGACCGCAUCCUCGUUUUCGGCGGCCUCAAUCUAGCUGCCAUCGCCUUAUUCGUCGUUUGCUUCACCUUACUGCCAAUACUCAGUCUCCGGCCGCGCAAGUUCGCGAUACUAUGGUCAAUGGCUUCGGCACUCUUUCUAAGCUCAUGGGCCGUCCUGAUGGGCCCGAUAGUGUACGCCCGCCAUUUGAUCUCGCCAGAGAGACUACCGUUCACCGCCACCUACUUUGGCAGCAUAGCGCUUACGCUGUACUUUGCGCUCGGAUUGCGGAGCACCAUACUCACCCUGCUCACCGCGAUCGUGCAGCUUGUGGCGCUUGUAUGGUAUCUAGUCUCCUACUUCCCUAUGGGCUCGCAAGGCUUGCGCUUUGCUGCCAGAUUUGGCGGCGAUCGCAUGAUGGCUUGGAUGAGCGGGUAA
Molecule: messenger RNA, 648 nt
Organism: Baudoinia panamericana UAMH 10762
Lineage: Eukaryota; Fungi; Ascomycota; Dothideomycetes; Mycosphaerellales; Teratosphaeriaceae
Exons: 5
Coding region: 1-648 (215 amino acids)
Biological process (GO): vesicle-mediated transport
Cellular component (GO): membrane
Source: RefSeq, a predicted model, not a curated record